This is a messenger RNA of Lycium barbarum (goji berry), 1423 nucleotides long. RefSeq lists its product as uncharacterized. The record is from RefSeq and is a predicted model, not a curated record. The transcript has 2 exons. Bases 328 to 906 code for a protein of 192 amino acids. Gene Ontology annotation, molecular function: zinc ion binding. NCBI's taxonomy places the organism in Eukaryota, Viridiplantae, Streptophyta, Magnoliopsida, Solanales, Solanaceae.
CUACCACCUAUAUAUAUGGAGUAGAGUACAUACAAUGAUACAAAUCGGUUGACACCAACAUAGGAAACUUGAACUUUUCAUAGCAAACUAAUUUCAUAAAUCCAGAAAGAUAAAAAAAACUGUCAUUCUCUUCUUUGUACUAUUUGUAUGGAUCUUUACCUUCUUAUCUUUAUUUUCUCACUUCCCAAUUGGCCCCUAAAUGCCUUAAAGUUUAACUAAUCACGUGUUAAUUUGUUGUUGAUUCAGUGACCCUUUUCUUUGUUUGAUUGAUUGGAACUAUUUUCUUGGAGUAUUUUGCAUGAGAUUCCUAGAAAUAACAAAAACGUUAUGGAUAAGGAGACCGAUACUCGGAUUCAGAGAGCUCUGGAGACAGUAAUCACUAUCAGAUUGGAUCAAAAUCUUGAAAAUGAGGAUUCAGGGAUUGGUGGGAAUGAGGUGAUAGUGAAGGAUUUGAAGCAAGAGAAUUUUUCAAGUGUGAUUGAUGUGAAGUAUGAUGUUGAGGAAGGAAAAUUGGAGAAGAAUUUGGAUGGUGAUUUUGAGAAGGUGUGUAGGAUAUGUCAUUUGGAUACAUUUGAAAGUGGAAAAAAAUGGGUGGAUUUGAUUGAGAUUGGUUGUGGAUGUAAAGGAGAGCUUGGAUUUGUUCAUUCUCAUUGUGCAGAAACUUGGUUUAAGCUUAAAGGAAAUAGAUUGUGUGAAAUUUGUCGGGAGAUUGCAAAAAAUGUCACUGGUAUCAGCGACAAUAGAUUUAUUGAAGAGUGGAAUGAAGCGAGAUUUAUUGCAAGUGCUACUGGUUCAGCAGACCGAGAUAGAGCACGCUGGCGUGGACAACCAUUUUGUAACUUGUUGAUAGCAUGCCUGAUAAUAGUUUUUUUACUACCGUGGUUUCUCCGUGUAAGUUUGUUUUGAUGAGGUAAAUAGAGUUAACUGUUUCUUGCCUCAAAUCUUUUUCGGCGUCUUACAGAUAGCAAGGUUUUGAGUGUUUUUAGUACAUAAAACCAGCAUAACUUAUACCAUUGCUGCGUCUUUCACAUGAUCUGAGCUAAGUUCUUGGUCGAGUUUACAAAUAAUAUAGCCUUUUUCUGAGAUAAGUGGGAUUAUAUACUUCAGAUCUUCUUUUGAAUCUGUAUCAUUUUCUUAGUUUGGCUAUAUAAUAUUAUUGUUUAAGUUGGCAAUAACGUUUGACCUUUAGAUCCUGGAGUGGCAUGAUUCAUACAUCAUCCAUGAAACCUUCCUUUUAUUUAGAUGAGGAAAUCAUUUAUCUUUAUAUGAGAUUUUGAACAAGUUCUUAAGACAUGAAUUACAUAAUAUGGCAUGCUAUGAGCUACAUUCUAUUUUUCUUUCUUAUUUUGAUACUCCUAUGUAACUUCUGAUGUCUGCUUUUCUGGUCCAAGAUGUUCCCUGUAAUUAAAAAUAAUGGAUUGAG